Molecule: messenger RNA, 170 nt
Organism: Dentiscutata erythropus
Lineage: Eukaryota; Fungi; Glomeromycota; Glomeromycetes; Diversisporales; Gigasporaceae
Source: the annotation of a GenBank genome assembly
AUGGAGCACCUGCUCAUUUUAACAAGGAUGUUCGUAAAUAUCUUGAUAAAAAAUUUCCAAAUAGAUACCUUAAAACUGAAGUUUUCAAAAUGCCUCCUAAUAAUAUCAAAGAAUUGAAGCAACGAAUUAUUAAUAAAUGUGAAAAUAUUAUCUCAGAACAAUUAGCAAAU